AUGAAUCGUUGGAUAACUAAUGUGGUGCAGCGUGGUGUUUCAGACCUUAAUCUUUACACUAAUGUUUCCAUCAAGAGUAUCAGAGUCUAUGUGCAUAUUUUUCCUGAAGAGAUGUUCUUCAGUGUUACACUAGUUAAGCUGAAACUAAGAAGUGAACGCUACGUUUAUUGGGAUAAGUCUUUCUUACCAAUGCUUAAGAGUCUUGAUAUUGACUCGGACUUGAUUCUUUUUUUUGCUGACUUUUUGGAAAUUAUUCCUUCUUUCCUUGUGCUUGAGGAAUUACGAAUACAUAAUCUGGAGUGGGAUAAGGCAGAUGUAACUGUGUCAAGUGCAAGCCUGAGAAAGCUAAGCCUCCACUGCACUAGCUGUGGAGGCUUGCUAAACCCAAGGAGUGUUUCUUUUGAUACUCCGAAUCUGCUCUCCUUUGACUACUCUGACUUAGUUGCCGAGGACUAUCCAUUAGACAUUAGUUAA
Messenger RNA from Eruca vesicaria subsp. sativa (arugula), 474 nucleotides. The record is from the annotation of a GenBank genome assembly. Lineage: Eukaryota; Viridiplantae; Streptophyta; Magnoliopsida; Brassicales; Brassicaceae.